Macrobrachium nipponense is the source of this 2454-nucleotide messenger RNA. It is a transcript of the gene cN-IIIB, whose product is annotated as cytosolic 5'-nucleotidase 3-like. The transcript has 8 exons. Gene Ontology annotation, cellular component: cytoplasm. Bases 383 to 1450 code for a protein of 355 amino acids. Gene Ontology annotation, molecular function: 5'-nucleotidase activity; magnesium ion binding. The record is from RefSeq and is a predicted model, not a curated record. Lineage: Eukaryota; Metazoa; Arthropoda; Malacostraca; Decapoda; Palaemonidae.
ACCCCCAGAAAGCUGUUGAGGGAGCUGUCCUGAUUUUUUAAAAUUAUUAUUAAGGUAGAUGUGUAAGAAAAUCUUGCUGUAAUUCAACGGAUGUACUAGGUAACAGUGACAGUCCCAGAUUUGUGUGUUGCGAAGCUCUUGUUGAAAAUCCCGUAGUGACUUCUGCUUAAUCGGUGCAAGUGAACUACGCGCCCUGAAUGGCUAUACUAAAACUCGGAAAUCAUUGCUGUGUUUACUUAACGCAAAAAUUGUGAAGUAAGUGGUAGAAUGAGUUUGUCGACUGGUAUCUUUUAUCACGUAGCUAUAUAGCUACAGCUCAUUGUCAAGAUUAGGCCUAUCAAGAGGUACCAUUGGUACAGGUGUAUUUAUAAAUCAGAGCCCUAUGAUUGGUUCACGAGGGACAGUGUUACGUGUAGGAGGACUGCAGCUAUCACGGGUUCUAGCUGGAUCGAAAUCGUCUGAAACUAGUUGUGAUUUGACAAGUAAAGUUUCACCUGUCCGGAAGAAAGCCACAGGUCCUUGUGACACUGGAUUUAUUCAUUCUUCACCAGCCAUCAUGCCUGAGACAUCACCAUAUCCAAUGUUGGAAAAGCUUGGUUUACUGAACAAGGACCACAUUUGCAUUAAAGAUCCUGGGCGUGUGGAAGAACUGAUCUCAACUAUUAUGAGCGAUGGCUUUACAAAACUCCAGCUUGUGGUGGAUUUUGACUUCACUUUGACUCGGGUCCAUGUCAACAGUCAGCGGUGUCACUGUUCCUGGGGGAUCAUGGACAACAGCUCUUUAAUGCCAGCCUUUUACCGGGAAGAAGCCAAUGCUCUUUUGGCCAAGUAUUAUCCAAUAGAGAUAGAUCCUCACAUGACAGAAGAAGAGAAGAUCCCUUACAUGAUAGAGUGGUAUGGUCAAAUCCACAAACUCAUCGUGAAAUGCAAAGUUAGUCAAGGGUCUUUGGCAGAGAUGGUUGCUGCUAGCAAUGCAAUGUUAAGGGAUGGGACAGAAGACCUUUGCAAAAAACUCCAUAGUGUAUGUGUUCCAGUACUAGUCUUUUCAGCAGGAAUGGGUGAUAUCCUAGAGCAAGUGUUGAGACAGUUCAAUGUAUAUACAGAAAAUGUGAAAGUUGUUUCCAACUUCUUUGAAUAUAAUGCAGAGGGUGUUAUGAUUGGAUUCAAGGGAGACUUGAUACACAUGUUUAAUAAGAAUGAAAAUGCAAUCCACUCUUCAAACUAUUUUGACAAGCUGAAAGGCCGCAGUAAUGUCAUCUUAAUGGGCGAUUCUAUGGGUGAUAUAAAGAUGGCUGUUGGAGUACCUCAACCAAAUAAUGUCCUAAAAAUUGGCUUCCUUAAUGAUAAGAUUGAAGAAAGACUUGACACUUACACGAAUGCUUUUGACAUAGUUCUUAUUGAUGAUCAGACAAUGGAUGUUGUGAACAGCAUAGUAAAUUUGAUGUCAUAGUUUUUGUUUAUCCUAGGCAAUAUGACAUUAUUCCAGUAAUGAAAAAUCUAUUGCAGACAUUGUAUGAUCGAUGUUUUGUAUGGUUAAGACGUAAAAGAUAAGUUUAUGAUAUCUGUAAGUUGCUAACUAUUCACAAGUAGAGAAUUUUAAAUAAAUGUAUGUAAAGUUUUACAUGUCAGGGUAUCAUAUCAAAAACAAAUAUAAUAAAGUAGGAGUUUGAGUUUAACAUGGAGACAUGGUUGUAGUUUUAUUUUUAUAAAAAGAAAAAUAAUUGUUGAGACAAUUGUCAAAAUCUAAUGGUUAAUAACGUAAAGUGCAGUCUCGAAUGAGUAGAUCUUUAAUUUAAUUUGUGGUUUGUGGGUUUACUGACUUGGUUUUUAAUUUUAUUUAAAAUUUAAAUCACCUCUUUAUAGUGUUGUAUGUUAAAGUUAAAUUGUAUAAGAGUAGAAUAUUUAUUUUUUCAUGUUUGGUACAGUCUUAAGUUUUACUUGUACAGUGUAGACAUGGAUUAUGUAUGCAUUUUCCCAAGUUAUACAGAAGCUAUUUUAAUUUACCUUAUUUUAUAUUGCAGUCAGUCACUGAAAUUUAUACAGUACACUAUCUUUUUAAAACUAUCACUGUUUAACAUUUUAGUAUACUAGAGGCUUGAAAUAUCUGUAUUAUUCUUAAACAUCAAAUUGCAUGUUUUUUUCUAGAAAUUUACUUGACUGUAUAUUUGUAAACAUUAUUUUAUGCUGAGCCUAUUAAAUGUUUUUGUAUACAUUAUUUUAUGUCAAGCAUAUCAGAAAUUUCCACUCUGCUGUUGAUUGGCACUGAGCCUACUCAAGUUUGACUGUAGCUUAGCAGCAGAAGUUACUGUAAUUUUAUUUUGUUCUGUAAAGAUUUGAUGUUAUACCCAUUAACCUCUUCUUUACCGAGAAGCUUGACAAUGUAAACGUUGCAUUUGCUACCAAACUGAUUUUCUUGGUAAUGAAAUAAAUAAAAAGUAAAUGGGUCUUAGUAAA